AUGCCGGUUGCGGAGGCUCACGCGGGGACGUGCGUGAAUCAUCCUGACAUGAAGAAACCCCUGGGAACACAUGCCAUACAGCAGGUCACUCUUUCCCCUGCUGUUGAGAACCAGAAAGAUCCAGAGUCAGCGGAGGGGCAGCUGCUGCACAAGGACUCAGAGAACAUGAGAAUACAGAUUGCGCCCGAAGACGCAGAGCUGCCUAUUCUGGCAUCAUCGGUGGUCAGCCUCUACUUCCUUGAACUCACUGAUGUCUUCAAACCUGUACACUCUGGAUUUAGCUGCUAUGACCGGAGCCUUAGCAUGCCAUACAUUGAGCCCACCCAGGAGGCUAUUCCAUUCCUCAUGUUACUCAGCCUAGCUUUUGCGGGACCGGCAAUCACGAUUAUGGUAGGGGAAGGAAUUCUCUACUGCUGCCUGUCCAAAAGAAGGAACGGAGUUGGACUGGAGCCCAACAUUAAUGCCGGAGGCUGUAACUUCAACUCUUUUCUGAGAAGAGCCGUCAGAUUUGUUGGUGUUCAUGUGUUUGGACUGUGCUCUACAGCUCUCAUCACGGACAUCAUACAGCUGUCCACAGGAUAUCAAGCUCCAUACUUCCUGACCGUGUGCAAGCCAAAUUACACCUCUCUGAAUGUGUCUUGCAAAGAAAAUUCCUACAUUGUGGAAGACAUUUGUUCAGGAUCUGACCUUACAGUUAUCAACAGUGGCAGGAAGUCAUUCCCUUCUCAACAUGCGACCCUCGCUGCCUUUGCAGCUGUGUAUGUCUCAAUGUACUUCAAUUCCACACUAACUGACUCUUCUAAGCUCCUGAAACCUCUGCUGGUCUUCACAUUUAUCAUCUGUGGAAUCAUCUGUGGACUGACACGGAUAACUCAGUAUAAGAACCACCCAGUUGACGUCUACUGUGGCUUCUUAAUAGGAGGAGGAAUUGCACUGUAUUUGGGCCUGUAUGCUGUGGGGAAUUUUCUGCCCAGCGAAGAGGGUAUGUUUCAGCACAGAGAAGCCCUCAGGUCUCUAGCAGACCUCAAUCAAGACCCCAGCCGGGUUUUAUCAGCGAAAAACGGCAGCAGCAGCGACGGCAUCGCCCACACGGAAGGCAUCCUCACCCGCAACCACAGAGACGCCAGCUCCCUGACAAACCUCAAACGGGCGAACGCCGACGUGGAGAUCAUCACCCCUCGGAGCCCCAUGGGGAAGGAGAACAUGGUGACGUUCAGCAACACCCUGCCCAGAGCCAACACCCCGUCGGUGGAGGACCCCGUGCGCAGGAACGCCAGCAUUCACGCCUCUAUGGACUCCGCCCGGUCCAAGCAGCUCCUCACGCAGUGGAAGAACAAGAGUGAGAGUCGGAAGCUGUCCCUGCAAGUCAUGGAGACGGAGCCGGGCCAGUCGCCGCCCAGAUCCAUAGAGACGCGCUCCAGCUCCGAGCCGUCCAGGGUCGGCGUGAACGGAGACCACCACGGGCCCGGCAGUCAGUACCUCAAGAUCCAGCCCGGCUCCGUGCCGGGCUGCAACAACAGCAUGCCCGGGGGGCCGCGGGUGUCCAUCCAGCCGCGCCCCGGCUCCUCGCAGCUGGUGCACAUCCCCGAGGAGACGCAGGAGAACAUCGGCAGCUCCCCCAAGAGCAGCUCGGCCCGCGCCAAGUGGCUGAAGGCCGCGGAGAAGACGGUGGCCUGCAGCCGCAGCAACAGCCAGCCGCGCAUCAUGCAGGUGAUCGCCAUGUCCAAGCAGCAGGGCGUGCUGCAGGGCAGCCCCAAGAACAACGAGGCCAGCGCCGUGUCCUGCACCGGCUCCAUCCGCUACAAGGCGCUGGCGGAGCACGAGCCCGGCGGCAUCGUGCGCGUGGAGGCCCACCCCGAGAACAGCAGGCCGGUCAUCCAGAUCCCGUCCACCGAGGGCGAGGGCAGCGGCUCCUGGAAGUGGAAGGCGCCCGAGAAGGGCAGCCUGCGCCAGACUUACGAGCUCAACGACCUCAACCGGGACUCGGAGAGCUGCGAGUCCCUGAAAGACAGCUUCGGCUCCGGAGAUCGCAAGAGAAGCAACAUUGACAGCAACGAGCACCACCACCACGGCAUCACCACCAUCCGCGUCACGCCGGUGGAGGGCAGCGAGAUCGGCUCCGAGACGCUGUCCGUGUCCUCCUCCCGCGACUCCACCCUGCGCAGGAAGGGCAACAUCAUCCUGAUCCCCGAGAGGAGCAACAGCCCCGAGAACACCAGAAACAUCUUCUACAAGGGCACCUCUCCCACGCGGGCCUACAAGGAUUGAGGGCUGGCCGUUCCCUCCCGAAGACCGCGCGUGGAUUCUGCCUGUUCCAGAGGGUUAGGACGCUUUCUCACCCAGUUAGGUUGUUCGCCAUCAGCCCGGAAGGCUACCAGCUCGUGAGAACUACCAUGCUGAACUUGUAGACUUUACAUCCAGGGAGGGGUGAAGCACAAUGCAAGAGCCUAACCAAUGCGACGAUGUGACGAGUUUCCUUGCUAAGACCCGUCGUCCAGUUUCAAAGGUUUUGCAGAGGGUGAUAUCCAAAGAAAGUGGUUUCCUUCUGUAUACUAUUCUACUUCCUGAAUGUGCCAACUUGGGAGAUUUUUCUUUAUAAUUAGCUGUGGGAAUCCAGAACACACAGGUUCCCCCCUGCAGCAGAGGCCAUGCAGUAUUAUAUAGUCACUUUGCAGAAUCUGCACCUCAAACUCAGUAUGGGUGGUGCUGGUCAUUAUAGUACAUAUACCGUGUAAACUCUCGGACUCUCUUUAGCUGUGAAGUAGUGGUGUGCGAAUCCUUGUCGAAGAAAUGCUACUUUAUUAAGAGGAUGCUGGCUACUUUGUGUUAGAGUAGGAUACCUACAGCUUCCCCGGUAGUGGCUCUCACAGUAAAAAGAAAAACAAAAUGUUUCAUGUGCAUUUCUUCAAAAUUAUGCUUUCUUCAACAUCAAAACUUGUGUAGGAAUAUUUUCAGUGAAAGGGAAUAACUAGUACUUUUUCUGCAUAGUUUUCCUGCUGCUUACUUUUUAUUUAAGUACAGGUACUGUUCUUGAAGGAUCUGUUUUUUGUGAGUAAAUUUGCAUAACUUGAAAAAUAUAUUGUUUUAGAGACUCUUUUGAAAUCGUUGUGAUUAUAUUUUGCAUUUUAUGGCUUCUCUUUAAUUUAUUACUUAAUUUUGUAGUGUUCUAGAUAUGUUCUAUUUUAAGAGCAGAAAUAACAAUUGACAUUCCUUGAGCAAAAUAAACUGCUGUGAAGUUACACACAAGAAAUCUGAGCCAAAACUUGACAUUGUGGGUGAUACUGCCAGAUGCGUUGGUUAAAUCGGUGUAUCCUUACGUUUCCAACUGGCCACGUUAGGCUGCCAUCUUAACGCGUAAGUAAUCCAAAACUCUCAGUUUGUCCCAGAUUACUUCUCCUUUUCAGUAUCCUGACAACCACUAAAUUAAAAUCCCAGUGGUUAAGUUUUAACCUAUUCCUUAAAAUAUUUCCAUGAAUUGAGCACCAACAGAAAGAAUCUGGGCAAAAUGCAACACGAUAAUUAAAAGUAUCUCACAGUAUAAAUUAAGAAUGCAUCUCUUCAAAAUAUCUGAACAGGCGCAGCUUGGGUGCUUAACAGGUGAUCAGCAGUUCUUGCAACCUACCUUGAGUUAAACCUUGAGCCCAAAUCAAAGGAAACUAAUACUGACAAUGAAAAGACAAAACAAAUAUUCUGAAGCAUUUUCCAAGUUAAAUAUUUAAAGUCUGAAGAAAUAUUUGGUUCUUGGAAUUUGGCAUUAAACCUUUUUUUUUUUUUUACACCAUGUCUUAAGAAUUCUAAUGUACACUUGAUGAUUGAUUGCCAAGAGAAUAAAGGUAAACAACGUGGGCUGGCUGAUCUGAUCUUAGUUCAGUUUUCCGUACGAACAAGAGUUGUUCGGAUAUGAACAGCAUCACAUCAUUAUCAGUUUCUGUGGGAAAAGGGCAGGACUCUCAAGAGAAGCCAACCUCCUAAAGCAUGAGGAUUUAGCUGAAACCAGCAAAACCGAAACCUUGGCAAUAAAAUAGACUCCACCACAUCCCUUCUGGCAGUGUCCUUCUCAGAGAAGGCGGUGGGAGUAAAAUGCUGCCUUCCCCACUGCGUACCAUCGCUACCAUCGUGGCACCCCUGCUGGCUUCUGCCAGUGUAUAGAGGGCAAGAUGGGCUGGUUUUAGUACUCUGAAGAAAAACUAAGCUGCAGCAUUUCCGGUGCAGUGUGAUAUUUCCUAAUUUUUCAUACUUCUUAACAAAAGAUUUUAAAGUACUUCUCUAGUCAUUGAGUUUUUGUUCUUUACAUAAUAUUGAUACAUUCUUUUUCUACUCAAAGUGCCAAAGGCUACAGUUUUUAAUGACUUAACUAAUUGUACCACAUUGUUAAGGAAAUACACAAUAGACACUAUAACUCAGACCUCUGCAUGUAUAUUUGAUAACACAUCUUUUAUAAAAAAAUUACAAAAAAAUUUGUUUACAUUCCACUGGUACCUUAAUUUAAGAUAAAUCACACUAACAGGUGGUAUCUCUUCUUAGUGUUCUAUUACCUUAUUUGCAAAUGGGAGCACUUCUUCCUUUGUUAGGCUGUGCUUUAUUGAUAAAACGAAGUAUUGAAUAAAGAGAGUUAAUUAUCUUUUUAAAGUAAAUAAAUUAUGAAAAUAUAUAAUAUAUAUAUAAAGUAUUGUGUUUAAUAAAAUGUUAUGCAAUGUUUUCCAAACUGAUAAAGUUUGUAAAGUGCUAUAAAUGUAUUUUGUUAAGUAAAGAUCAAAGCUAUUGUGUGAGUAUAUUGUGCUAACAUCAUAGAAAUAAAGAUUAGAUUUCUUCAUCAAAA
Chinchilla lanigera (long-tailed chinchilla) is the source of this 4819-nucleotide messenger RNA. It is a transcript of the gene Plppr4, whose product is annotated as lipid phosphate phosphatase-related protein type 4. The record is from RefSeq and is a predicted model, not a curated record. Gene Ontology annotation, biological process: signal transduction; phospholipid metabolic process; phospholipid dephosphorylation. Lineage: Eukaryota; Metazoa; Chordata; Mammalia; Rodentia; Chinchillidae. Gene Ontology annotation, molecular function: phosphatidate phosphatase activity. The transcript is spliced from 7 exons. Bases 1 to 2268 code for a protein of 755 amino acids.